AUGUCUGAACCUCAAGGUGCAACCCUCCGUAAUGCUCGUUCUAUCUACAAUGCCAAUGAAAUGACAUUGGCUAUGAAUGUUGCUAAAUCACGUGAACGUUGCAGAUGGGCUGGUGGUUACUUGAGUGUAUUAACUAUUGGUAGUAUGGGUUAUUGGGCCCUUGCUAAGAAAUUCCCUGUCGGAGCCUUGAUUCCUAUCAGUGCUGUUGCAACCUAUGCUUUGUGGGAAUAUGAUUUAGGAUAUGGAAAUAAAUUACAUAGAAUGGGUCAAGAAGCACAACAAAUUCAAACCAAGGAAAGAUAUAAAUAUUUCGGAAAGUAUUAAAUACUCUUGUGAUGAUAUACUUCAGCAAGCAUUGGAUAUGUAAAUUGGAUGUUAUUGUUAUCAGCACGGUUGAUUGGUGCUAUAGGCAAUAAUUUUGGCUCAAUUUGUUUAAUUAUUAUUAUAAGGAAUGCAGAAAAGGCGAAUAUAAUUUAUUUUGUAAAUAAAUUAUUGUUUUAUUAA
Molecule: messenger RNA, 504 nt
Organism: Naegleria gruberi
Lineage: Eukaryota; Heterolobosea; Eutetramitea; Acrasida; Naegleriidae
Exons: 1
Coding region: 1-324 (107 amino acids)
Biological process (GO): positive regulation of plasminogen activation
Cellular component (GO): plasma membrane
Source: RefSeq, a predicted model, not a curated record